GGAGGCUCAAAGCAGGGUCAAGGCUGCGAUGGGAACUUUCCUCAAAGAAGAAGCCGCAAAAAUGCAAAGAACUGAAGCCGAUAAAGAAGAAGACGACCAAGACAAUGAUGACAGUGGAGAGAGGGAUUCUGAGGAGGAACAACAACUACCAAUCGUUUUCGGUCCUUUCAUGAUCUCAAAGAAAGAUAUCAUGACGAAACUCGAAGUCCGUCUGUUUAUUUUUAAACUCUGGCUUAGAAGAAUAGAAGAUAUACGAAAGAUGGAUACAAAGAAAUGCAACAGCCUUCAAGAUUUUGAACAUGCCAUAUAUUACGCCCAAGAAAUCACCAAAGAUUACAGAGAGUUUAUUCAAAAGCAAUUCUACGACAUAGAACUACAACAGAUGCUGCCUCACCACAAAGAAAACUACGAAAAAGCAUGGGAUGAAACCUUGGAAGAGAAAGAAAAGGCUGAUUUUGAAAUGUUAAAUGAAGAUUUAGAAAUGUUUUGUUCCAAUACGGCUCGCAUCUGUGCUUUGCUCGGCCUUCGACUCGACUUCCUCGACCGCCUAAAAGAAAUACCACCAGAAGAUUGCGAUCAUCUUAAGGUAUGUGAAUGGAUCAUAACUUUCUUACGAAACAACUAUGAGUCGGCUAUUCCAGCCGACAGAAGCCCUCCCAGCAAGGAAUUGCUUACUGCUGUCGGUUUUGAUCCUCUUAGUUCCUCCGCCGAAACCAUCAUGGUGCGCGCAGGAAGUACGCAACAUCACAUCGAUGCGUGCGAAAUGGCAGAAAUAUUUAUUAGAGACCAGUUCAAGUACAAUAUUUUGCUCUCUCCUGAACUUUCAAGAUUCUCUUUAAUGGAAAAUUGUACAAAUACAUGGUUUCAGCUCCCAGAACCGACUAACGAUGAAGAAAUCAAUGGAGUUUCCUUUUGCCACGUCAACAUCCAGAACCUCGUGACAAAAGAAUCUCUCGCUUCUAGUAAUAUUCGUUCGAGUCUCAGCGGCUUAGUGUCUAAGGACGACCAAAACACUGUUCUGUUUCAUGGCACAGAUCAUCUAAGCGCCUGCGACAUUUUAUUUCGAGGAAUAGAUUUGUGUCAAGGACGACAGAGGCGAGACUUUAGCUGUGGAUCAGGAUUUUAUUUGACCGACAAUAGCGAAGAAGCUUUGAACUGGGCUCAGAACACAACGGCGAAACCAGCUUUGUUAGUUUUUCAAGUGAAUCGACAAGAGUACUCAGAUAAUGUAAAGAAACUGAACCUGUUUGAAAACCAUCAAAAAUGGUACGAGAUUGUGUCCUCCUUUCGAUCGGGGAAGAAAACCGCCAAGACAAGAAAGAGCUUACGUGCGUAUGACUUGAUUGAAGGGCCAGUCGGCACCAUCAGAAGGAAUGAUUUAAUGGAUAAGAUUACGUUCGAGCCAAAACCUUCUUCUUAUCAAAUGUGUUUGAUUUCUGAUGACUUUGCGGAGAGUUUCAGAAAAACGCUUGAUUCGAUUAUUUUUCUAGACAUCUGUUAAAGCAAGGCGAAACAGCGAAAACAGACUUAACCCUAAGUGAACAAAGAAACUAACGCACCAGACGCAUCCGUGUCAUUUUUGUGUUGUGUUGACAAGGUAGUAGGACAGAAGUAUUAGGUAUGCCUGUAGAAGCAACUACAGAACCUUUCCAGAUUUUCAUAGCAAAUUGAACUCUCGACAGAUAUAGCGUAUGUAGAUAAAGAUUCAACUUACGAAAUGCAGAACUAGUUGCAUAAGGGGCUGCUGGUCCCGUUCAAAGGUCGAUAUCGGCAUUUUACUUUCACUUUGGAAAGAUCUACAUCGUCUCGCAUUUCAAGGGUGAAUUUUACUUUUCGGUGACCAGAAAGAAUUUCACUGGGCCUUGAUGGAAUCGAGGUGUAAAAAAUUGCAUCAUAUUUGUCAAGAAAUGAGCUUAAUCGUCCCUUGUUCUGUCCACUUUGUUCCUGCAUAGUGACUCAUUAGAAAUGUUACCAGUAGUUAUCAAGAUGAUAAAAUAAAUUCUUGAAAUACAG
Messenger RNA from Stylophora pistillata, 2013 nucleotides. RefSeq lists its product as uncharacterized. NCBI's taxonomy places the organism in Eukaryota, Metazoa, Cnidaria, Anthozoa, Scleractinia, Pocilloporidae. The record is from RefSeq and is a predicted model, not a curated record.